Messenger RNA from Sycon ciliatum, 3485 nucleotides. RefSeq lists its product as uncharacterized. Gene Ontology annotation, molecular function: DNA binding. NCBI's taxonomy places the organism in Eukaryota, Metazoa, Porifera, Calcarea, Leucosolenida, Sycettidae. The record is from RefSeq and is a predicted model, not a curated record. The transcript is spliced from 12 exons. Bases 401 to 2734 code for a protein of 777 amino acids.
GAAAUAUUUCUUGUCGAAUGGAAGGAGACAUGGGAGGACCUCACUACUUCGACCACAACUUACUUGGACGGCUCUUCGAUGGGUUGCAUCUUAUUCUAGAACGAGAGUUGUGGAUAAACGACGAUGUUGGCUAGCCUGAAUUAUACAAUAAUGUCCCUCGUGUCAUUUGGCCAGCUCACUUCUAUUUCCGUGUCAUAGUAAGAGUGGAGAUUUCUUCGGAAAGUGAAUGGCAGGCAUUACGGAUAAAAUGCGGAAAGCCCAGAGGCCCAUGACAUUGGACUGCUACUGGUACCUAGGCCUAUGAUGAUGGUUCUUCAGUUCAGGGCAAGUGCCUGGUUGGUAGUGUCCGCGAACACAAGCAAAACGAGAUUCGAAGAAUGUGACUGGACGCCUAGCUGCGAUGACGGAUUCUGUUUGUCAGGAUGAGGUGCAUCCCAGGGCCAGAGAAGCAACAGCCAUCGACUCUGAACCGAAUCAGCGAUUUGAAAGCGAAGAGUGUAACAACCAGCUUCUUCUGGAUACGUUGUCGCCGUUUGGAGAACCUACUGUAUUUGAUCUUCAAACUGGAUCACUGGCAAGGUCAUCCAUUCAAGCACCUGCCAGCGUGUCCGCCGCUGGGGGACACCGGCUCAGAAGCAGUUCUGACAGCAGUGCAGUUGAGCGUCUUGUGAAGGCCACUGGAGGGGCUUGCCUGUCCUCCGCGUCCACUCCGGACACUGAGGAACAGCAGCAACUACGGAUGCCUUGGCCAGCAGCCAAACUGGCUGCAUCCCGGGGCAGAGGCAACCUUGGCACCGAUGCUACAUGUAUGAGCAGCUCGACCUCUUCCGAUGGAGAAGGAACCGAUUCGACACAGCAUGCUGGAGUCAGCACUACCAACCAUACGAUUUCCACCGCGGCUAGUAUGCUUAGACAAACACAGCAAUUCCAGCAGGCGGCUAUGGAUGUUGCGAGCAGACCACCGUUACCAGUGCCGAACCAUGCAGCAGGGUCAGUGAUGCGUGAAAAGAAGACAAAGAAGACGGAAAGCCAGAAAGCCAUGUUGCUCAAAUACUACGGACAGGACAUCAAGCCCCCGAAAAAUGUGAUCGCUAAGGUCGCCGCAGAGACUAGCCUGACUGUCGACGAAGUCAACAACUGGUUUCGCAACCGCCGCAAUCGCCAUCCGGUGCGCAACAUCAAUGCCCAGCAAGACGGCCGUGGCGGUCACUUGACAUCGCCGGUCAACCCCAGGGGCAUGCAGCACGCCAGUUGGCCGGAACCUGCGGACCUCAGCCCAGCUCUCAGCCAGCAUGCCCAGUGGGAGAUCCAGCAGCUGCAGCUGCAGCAGCGUGGUUUCGGGCAGAGGCUCGAGCCGGAAAGCUUCCCGCCGCGGCAUGUUGGACAAGAGCAAAGUCAUUUCCUCUGGAAUCCGACUCCAGCCAGCUGUGCACAUCCUGUGAACGGCAGCACUGCUUUGCCAUCACCGUCGAAUACAUUGUGUGGACAACCAGCCAACCCCUUUUCUAAACCCAGCGAGCUCUCCAGGUCAUUCCCUCAAGCCUCACCCCGUGAUGUGCUCAACAGAGCGUCUGAAAUUGCUCAGGGAAAUGGUAUGCACGGAAGCGGAGUGGCUGCUCCCGGGUGCAGUUCGGGUGCAAUGCUUUCUCACAUCCCCCCACCAUUACCGUCGCCGGCUGAUGAGUGUUCACGGAGACAUGGCCAGCUGGGCAGCACACCGCCCACGCCGUUGUCUCACAACCCUCCCGCAAGCAAUGGGCAUUUCGGCAGCUAUGUGUCGAACACAUCCUUGGCUCCGGACUGUUUCGUGUCGGUAUUUCAGAGGUUUGGUGCAAACUCCCCGGAAAGGCAGAGUAUGCUGGCCCAACUGGCUCCUAUUCUCUCCAUGGAGGAACAGCAACUUCUCCGCGGUGAGCUGCAUAACAGUGCUGGCGGAUAUAACCUGGAUCAUCUACCUCAUUCUCUUCAUGGCAAAGCCAGCCUAGCGUGGAACGAGAUUAGUAAGAUCUUCGCUGCGAACUCCAGCAAUUCACAUCGGAGGCUGACAAAGCGGUCAUCAUCAGCCAGUCAGGACAGCGGUUGUGUGCCUAGCGAUACAGAUUUGGACACGAGCAGUGGUGGUGGUGGUGGUGGUGGUGGUGGCGGGAGCAGCGGUACAUCCUUGACGGGAUCGCUUGGCAGUAUGCAAGUGGAUCAGGGUGUGAGUGGCGACUCGUCCCACCGCGAAGGUGGCCAGCCCGCGUCACUCCAGCAGCAACAACAGCAGCAGCAGGCACUGCAGAUGUCGCCUUUGGCAACACUUGAGGUCGUCUGGCCAAGCAUUGUGGCUGGCCUUGCGCUAAUGCUCAAGCAACACUCUUCGUACGUCCGACCGGUGUUACAAGCGCUCAACUCCAUGGGGGUUUCUACAUCCGAUACACUCCAUAUCGAAGGCGCCGCCAGUGCAGGCUCCUACAAGACUGAGGAGUUGGAGAGUCUGGUAGCACGAUGGUCUAGUGCCCAGCCUUCAGUGCCACAGCCUAGCAACUUGCUUGGUCCAGCACGGUCUGUGAACAACCUGCAGCAUGAGCAAGCGGUGGCAAUGUUCGGCAUGGCGCCAUUGCCCAUUGCCAACAUGGGGCCAGAAGACAUGCAUACCAUGGAGCCGCUGGCUAGCCUCCCGUCCGCUUCGCCUCACUUGCCGGAAGCAUCUGCUCAGUGGACAGCCUCAAUGCAGCCACGCCAGUCUAGUUGAUAUGGCGUGCUGCCUCCCUGCAGGCCAGGAUUAUCAUGCAUGUACAGUAGAGCUACUGUGUCCUUUAAACUAGCAAGUCACCAUGCUACACUCCCCACUCUGUGUUGACUUAUGAAAUUGAUUGUAAAUAUUUUGAUAGUUGCCUCUGCAGCACUGCAAAUAACACAAUUUAGAGGAGCAUUGUUUCGAUAUUGAUAAAGGUGAGAUUCUCAUGACCGGCCUAGGGAAAGUUCAGCACUCCUGCCACAUGCACACACGCAUAAAACUAGUGGAGCACACGUCUCCCAAGGAAUUGGUGAUGAAUUGGCGAUGACCACGACUGGCAGAAGACACAGCUCUAGCUGAUCAUCACGGGGAUUUGAAGUGCUGGCUUAGAAUCUUUCCUCAUCUGCCAAACCAAUAUAAUGGAGCAUCCCACAAAUAAUCUCCAUAUGCUUGCACAAUACACAAAAAAAACUAUUUGACUCAUCACAUCCGUACGCUUUUUUCUUCUUUGAAUUGACUCCAAAGUCCAAUGUGAUUAUAUUGUCCCUGGGAUCAUGCCAUUCUCCGUUCUUUAUGUCAGAUUCCUCUCAGAGACAUGUGUGUACCUGAACACAAUGUAGAUUUUAGCUGUGAUUAGCUUGUCUGUGUGAAUCCAGGUCCGUUGGGUGCCUGUUUUCGUAGCAGCACUGUUGGUCUUCUCUGCCUUUCUGCGUCGCAUGUGAUUUCAAAUAAAUCUUUGACAACAACGGCCACCAUGGAUCACUUG